ACAGGCUGGAGGAGAAGCUGCUUUUCUAGGCGUCGCCGUGGCAACGCGCGCGGUCGUUUCCGGGAGCCUUGGCGGAGGUGGGCGGAGCUAGGGCGUCGGUGCAGAUUUCUUGACCUACAGAAUGCUUCGAUAUCCAUAUUUUUGCAGAACGUAUAAUAGACUGUUUUCAUACUUUGUGGAUUCUGGUGCAUUUAAUUUGGAUGUCUGUCCCCACACAAUCCACACUACAGCAGCAAUGCAUACUGAAUAUAAAGCCUCGGAAGGGAUAGCUCUGUGUGGUACUCAGAAGGUAUAUAGAUCUGAAGAGACGGAUUCUGAAGCCGUGGCUAAAUUACAUAUCCCAGUAAUGGUGGAGGAAGUUGUUCAGUGCUUGACACCACAAAAGGGACAGGUUUUUCUAGAUAUGACGUUUGGCUCAGGAGGACACACCAAAGCCAUUCUUCAGAAGGAACCAGAUGUUACUGUCUAUGCCUUAGACCGCGACCCCGUGGCUUACACUCUGGCUGAGCGGCUUUCAGAAAUGUACCCGACACAGAUCCAUGCAAUGCUGGGCCAGUUCAGCCAGGCAGAGACUUUGCUAAUGAAAGCUGGAGUGCAGCCAGGGACUGUUGAUGGUGUCCUUUUAGAUCUGGGGUGUUCAUCCAUGCAACUGGAUGCUCCUGAACGAGGUUUCUCCCUUCGGAAAGAUGGCCCCUUGGACAUGAGGAUGGAUGGAGACAGGUACCCUGACAUGCCCACUGCUGCCGAUGUUGUGAAUGCUUUAGAUCAACAAGCACUUGCGUCCAUCCUAAGAGCAUAUGGAGAGGAGAAACAUGCCAAAAAAAUUGCUUCUGCGAUCAUUCAAGCACGCAGCACAUACCCUAUCUCUAGAACCCAGCAACUUGCCAGCAUUGUUGCAGGUGCCUUUCCUCCCUCUGCUGUCUAUGCAAGAAAAGACUUGCUACAAAGAUCCACCCACAUUGCUACUAAGACUUUCCAAGCUCUUCGCAUCUUUGUGAACAAUGAGCUCAAUGAACUCUACACAGGACUGAGGACAGCACAGAAGUUUCUGAAACCUGGCGGUCGCCUGGUUGCCCUCUCCUUCCAUUCCUUAGAAGAUCGUAUUGUCAAACGCUUUUUACUUGGGAUAAGCAUGACGGAAAGAUUUAACCUAAGCAUUAGACAGAAGGUGAGGCAAACUUCACAGAUGGAUUCAGAUCAUGAGAUUGAGGAGAGAAGCUGUGUCAGAGCUCCUCUGAAGUGGGAGCUGAUACACAAGAAGGUACUUACUCCAGAAGAUCAAGAUGUCCAAGCUAACCCCAGAGGGCGCUCAGCCAAGCUCAGAGCAGCCAUCAAAUUAUGACAAUCUUAUUAUUUGAUCCACAAGUUUUUAUUCAAUAUUUCUAUUUUUUUACCUUAAAACUGUGUUUCUGAAUAUAGUGUAAAGUAUGGGGCAGUCUGGACAUUAAUGGUAUUUAGCUUUUUUUUUUUUUCACCCUCUGAAGAAAAUGUAGGAAGUUUUAUGAUGACAUAAACAUUUUAGCUCAGGGAGCAGAGUCUUAAGAAUGGAAAACUAUGUUGAUGUUGAUUUAUGCAUUUUAUUUUUAUUAUAAAAUGCAAUCCUUUCUUUCAUGAAGAAAUGGAAAAACUAUGCUGUUUACUAAUCUGAAUCUGUAAACUCAAGGUGCCAAGAAUAACCAUAUCUGUAUGCCCCAAAUUCAAAAUUGAGAGAUUCACAUUUGCAGUGGACUUUCUAUGGCUUAUAUAAUUCAUGAUGAUCAUGGAAUAAAUUAUAAUUUCCCCCACCAUAGCUUUCUCAAAUGUAAGAUUUUUUACAAAUUUUACAUUUUCAGCAUUAUUUAAAAUAUGCCAGGCUGAUGGUCUUCAGUAGUGAAGUCAUAGUUCACAUGAAGGCAGUUUUCAAUAUGAUCCAUAUUCCCUACGUUGCAGAGUAAGCAUGUAGAACUGCCCCAAAAGCCCUAUAGAAAUUGGGCAGAACUUCUUUUGCCCUCAGUUGUGUCUAUUGAGUAUUGGUCGAUACCUUUAGCAAACAAUGUAAUCACUUGUUUCUUCUUGUGUUUUUUGUUUCCUUAACGAAUUUUAAAUAUUAUGCAAUCUGGAAAGUUUCACUAUGACAUUUUCUCGAAAAUAAAGCAUGAUAUUUGUUCUUAUCCUCCCUACUACUCUUCCGUCUUCCCUAAUUCCUUCCUCCUUCAUUGGUCUCUCGCUUCUCUAAAAUAGUCUCUUAUUCUGCUUCACGGCACAAGUAUUUACCACCGUCCAGAUAUCUUCCUUCCUCCUUAUCCCUCUUUUUACUUGUGUGUACAUAUGAUAUCCAUGUAUGUAUUUCAGAUAUAUACACACAUGUAACUUUAAAUCUAGUUUCUUUUGCAUAUGAGAAGAAGCAUGCAGUAUUUGUCCUUCUGAGUCUGACUUUUUUGCUUGACAUUUUCAGUUUCAUCAUUUUAUUAAAAAUAAUCAAGAAUAAAAUUAUCUUAUAUUUUAUGACUGAA
Rattus rattus (black rat) is the source of this 2492-nucleotide messenger RNA. RefSeq names its product methyltransferase like 15 (gene Mettl15). The transcript has 6 exons. Bases 122 to 1342 code for a protein of 406 amino acids. The record is from RefSeq and is a predicted model, not a curated record. Gene Ontology annotation, biological process: rRNA base methylation. Gene Ontology annotation, molecular function: rRNA (cytosine-N4-)-methyltransferase activity. NCBI's taxonomy places the organism in Eukaryota, Metazoa, Chordata, Mammalia, Rodentia, Muridae.